UCGCGCUUUAAGGCCUUUAAUUGACACGUAAUAACCUGAUCUGUCCGACUGAGACAUCUGGUGAAGGGGUAACAUGAUUGUGCCUUUUAUUGGACGUCGGAUGCUAUUUGCUCCUUUGACUUAAUUAUGAGGAUUUUUCAGCUUUCAUAACUCGGUCUUUCAUUUUUAAGCAUUUUAAAACAGAUGCACGACGUUAAAACUUUUGCUCAUUCGAAGUGAUAUCGCGAUACGUUAUAUAAGCCCAUCACAGCGUUGCUCCUUUAACUUUGUUAAUAUGCUGCUGGCUGGCGAUAAAAGCUUCACACAAGUCAACAGAUCACAGUUGUUUAUCCUCUCCGUCUUUGUGUCUCUGUCUCAGAUGGGGGCGAGUUGUGGAGAGGUGGAUGUAGUGUGUCUGUGCGAGGCUGGUCCCUGUACACUUUAUUCAGAAGCACACACGCCUACGCCGGACACGCUGCUGUGUGAACACUGUGGAAAAAACAGAGUGAUGGUAACCAGGUACUCGGAGGGAUAUGGCACAGAGGAGGAGUGUGUGCUAUCUGACCCUCAGGGGGAGAGUGAUGCAGAUGCUGACAUAGAAGACACAGAUUGCAGACUCCAGGACCCCGGUUCGCUCCAGCGAAUCAGCUCGCGGAGACGAAAGCGUCCUCGGGUAGCGCGGCAGGACACCACGGAGAGCGAAGACGACGGCGGGCGGAGUCACAGAUCCCACCGCUGGAACCUCAGGCUCAGUCCUGACAGAGCACACAGCAGGACCAUACUGGAGGAGAGCAUAUCACAGGUCAGGCCGCUGGUCAUCUGCCAGCCCAACGCCGAGAGGCAGAAGAGUCCAGCCGAGCUCCGCCGAGGCUCCAAACUGAUGUCUCUGUGGCCGACGUCCCUCUCGCUCCCUCUCCUCCUCCUCCUCUCGCUGCCUCUCUCCCUCUCCCUCGUCAUCGUCAUCGUGUCUUUCCUGCUGCCGUGGGCCAGCGCUUGACCCAACGUUUCAGGAGUUUCAUUCCAAAACUUAUAAAUGAAAAGUUCCGCCAACUCAUACAGUGUAGUGGGUAGCACAAAGAGAAAUUCUUUAUAACUAAUAGUACACUAACCAAUUAUUGAAUUUGAAUGAAAUGCUAUUUUCUCCCUUCUAGAAUCGAAAAACUUACAAUCAGGGUUAGAUUUAUAGUGACAGCUCUCCUCAAGGCUCCAGCAAAACCAAAAAGGCACAGGUUCAGAUAUUUAACUCCUUCAUGCUACGUCUAGAAUCUCCCCACAACAUAAAGUCAGUGCUUGCUUCUGUGUCAUAAAAAACCUCACCUUCCGUCUCACUUUCUCACCCCCUCGUUUGUAAAAAUAGACCUCUCAUCUCGCUCCUUAUUCUAACGAGCCAUGGGAGCGAUACGUGGGGGGAAAGGUUUCAGGGUUGCGCAGGUAACAUUUUAAAUAAAAAAAGGGAAAAAUAACAAGCUCAAUAGGAAAACAUGUAAAAGCCAAUGCUGCUGAACUAUGCAAUUCCUCUGUUCCUACUGCGGCAUCUUAACUUCUGGUAUAAAAAAAAGACAAAACCCAAAAACAACACACACAAAAAAACAAAACACAUCUCUUGUCACCUUCUUGGCCAUUUCCCUCUUUUCUCUGUGGAAUAUACUUUGUGAAUGCAGGGACGUACGGUUCUAAAAUAGAGCAUGACCUAAUUUUAAAAAGCAAUAGCAGGAGAGAUCUGAUAUAGCUCCCAUCGUGUGUGAUCUACAGUACAUCUGUUGGUUUAAUGACUGGAUUACAUGUAUUAUUUUACUUGUUGGUUUAAAAACAGGUUCUCCUUCUUCCUGACUGCACUUGUGUAUGUUUUUAGUAAAAAAAAUAAAUAAUAAUAAUAAGCUGACCUCAAAAUAGAAAUGAGCUUUAGUGGAACUUACUGUAAAUACGUUCAAGCAAUUUAAACCACAUUUCACAUUCUUACAGUUGAAACUAUCAGGCUUAAGAAUGUUGACCUUAUUUAUGUCUGUGUUGAUUAACUGUUAUUAUUUUAAAAAACUAAGCUUGACAAUCAGUCAUGCUGCUUAUUUCAAGCUGGGGGGAAAAACAGCCAUUUUGGCUUCUCUGUACUGUAUGUUUCAUGUUGUUUUUUUUGUAUGUUCUUAAAGUUUUUUUUUUUUUCACACCACACUGAAGAUGCUUGCAUCCCUGUAGAGAAAUGUUCAGUUUAAAUUAAGAUCAGUUGUAUUAGUGGAUUUGAGUCAUUUUUAGGACCCUUUUCUCUUUCGUUCUGCUGUAUUGCUCGUCUUGAAUGUUAGUUUUAUUUCAACACUUAAGUUCACUGUUGUGUUCCAUGGGGCCGUAGAAGUUCAAUAAAACUAGAUUGUAUUUUGACAAAAA
Molecule: messenger RNA, 2355 nt
Organism: Stegastes partitus (bicolor damselfish)
Lineage: Eukaryota; Metazoa; Chordata; Actinopteri; Pomacentridae
Exons: 5
Coding region: 275-976 (233 amino acids)
Source: RefSeq, a predicted model, not a curated record